GAGUUUUGACUUCCUUGUCGUCGUAUGCCCGCCCGCUAAACCCUAAAAUCUUCGUAAGCGGGAAUUAACAAGAAGUAAGAGCAGUGAGCAGCUCCCCUUCUUCUCAACUUGUCGGUCGAGGGUUUUUUUGGGUUUUCUUAGCAGAAGUUAUGGCGACUGUUCCAGUUAACCCCAAACCAUUCUUGAACAAUCUGACUGGAAAACCUGUAAUUGUAAAGCUUAAAUGGGGAAUGGAAUACAAAGGGUAUCUUGUUUCAGUUGAUGCCUACAUGAACUUGCAGCUGGCCAACACUGAAGAAUAUAUUGAUGGACAAUUCACAGGAAAUCUUGGAGAGAUUCUCAUCAGAUGUAAUAAUGUUCUCUAUCUUCGAGGUGUACCGGAGGAUGAAGAAAUUGAAGAUGCUGAACGAGAUUAGGAGUAGCAUAAUAGCUUCUUCAAUGGCGUCCGGAUCCUGCUUGAAGAUCAUGAUAUAUUUCUUAGUACUAGUCAGAUGAUGAGAUCCUACUAUUAUCUAAUUAAACUGACGUUCAGCUUUGAAAAUGAGAAGUGUAAAGCGCUUUUUAUCAGUAAAAAUGGAAUAUCAUGAUUUACUAAUGUUCUCAAUUGUUUUUUUUGGGAGGCCUAGAUGUACUCUUAGUAAAAUCAAUUCACUAAUGUCGUAAUGAGUCGUUAGGUUAAGGUUUCAAAGAAGUUACUUUCAAUUCAUUUGGUUCAUGUUAUACAAUAUCAAAGGUAUUUUUGGUUCAUUUUA
Messenger RNA from Nelumbo nucifera (sacred lotus), 752 nucleotides. Its product is annotated as putative small nuclear ribonucleoprotein F. Gene Ontology annotation, molecular function: RNA binding. The record is from RefSeq and is a predicted model, not a curated record. Gene Ontology annotation, biological process: mRNA splicing, via spliceosome; spliceosomal snRNP assembly. Lineage: Eukaryota; Viridiplantae; Streptophyta; Magnoliopsida; Proteales; Nelumbonaceae. Gene Ontology annotation, cellular component: U1 snRNP; catalytic step 2 spliceosome; pICln-Sm protein complex.